This is a messenger RNA of Archocentrus centrarchus (flier cichlid), 3722 nucleotides long. RefSeq names its product RAB3A, member RAS oncogene family, a (gene rab3aa). The coding region runs from base 67 to 729 and encodes 220 amino acids. The record is from RefSeq and is a predicted model, not a curated record. Gene Ontology annotation, molecular function: GTPase activity; GTP binding. NCBI's taxonomy places the organism in Eukaryota, Metazoa, Chordata, Actinopteri, Cichliformes, Cichlidae. The transcript has 5 exons.
CGAGCUACUGCAGGUGCAAAGCAGGGCUAGCCGCUGCAGUGAAGCCGAGGAGAAAACACGCAUUUCAUGAUGGCGUCUGCAAAUGCCACAUACGGACAGAAGGAGUCUUCGGACCAGAACUUUGAUUACAUGUUUAAAAUCCUCAUCAUCGGCAACAGCAGCGUAGGAAAGACUUCCUUCCUUUUCCGCUAUGCAGACGACUCAUUCACACCGGCCUUUGUCAGCACCGUGGGCAUUGACUUUAAGGUCAAGACCAUCUACAGGAAUGACAAGAGGAUAAAGCUGCAGAUCUGGGACACUGCUGGGCAGGAGCGUUAUAGGACAAUCACCACAGCCUACUACAGGGGAGCCAUGGGCUUCAUCCUCAUGUAUGACAUCACCAAUGAGGAAUCCUUCAAUGCUGUGCAAGACUGGUCGACUCAGAUCAAGACAUACUCAUGGGACAAUGCUCAGGUCCUCUUGGUGGGGAACAAGUGUGAUAUGGAUGAUGAGCGAGUGGUGGCUGCAGAGAGGGGCCGGCAGCUGUCAGAACAGCUGGGUUUUGAAUUCUUUGAGGCGAGCGCUAAAGACAACAUUAAUGUGAAGCAGACCUUCGAGCGGCUCGUGGACAUCAUCUGUGAGAGGAUGGCAGAGAGUCUGGAUAACAACGACCCGACCAUCACCGGAGCUAAACAAGGCCCACAGCUCAAUGAGCAGCCUCAGAGGUCCCAUCAGGAUUGUGCUUGUUGAACACAGCUACACACACACACAUGUUCUGCUAUUGUGAGAUCUACACAUCUUGUUAGUUUUUUUUGAGUUUCAUUCUUUCUUUUUUUUUGGGUUUGUUUUCAUACCACACACAGAUACUGCCGUACAUAGACAUAAACCUGUUGGCUCGUAAGUUAUCCACCCCUCUCACUACACCACAAGUACUGUCCACAUGAGCCGGCUCUCCCCAAAGUUGUGGUGUUUUCACAAAUACAUCUUGAAGUUUUUGUUAAGUCAGUAGAUGAUGCACAUUCGGUCAGAGGGGUAAAGAACAUUUAACGUGACUACACUUUCAGAAAGUCUUUGAUAGUUGCACACGCACUAUAACAGAACUGUAAAAAGCCAGUCAGGACUAAGACAACAUUGUUCCUUAUUAACGUGUCUGUGAUUGGGUUGAUCUCUAAAAGGUUGUGAAAGGAGCCUUAUUUUCGGCCAGCCUCGGCUUCUGUUGAGCCCAAACACCUCAGACCUAAAUGGAUCAUUUGCAGCUCUUCUGCAUUUAUUCCUACUGAAAAUUUUUGUUGCUGUGUUAGUUGAUGGUUUGUUUUUUAUGUUUUUGAAUUGGUCAGGUGUGGUUUUGAGCAUGUGAAAUCAUCUUCUCAUGUGGUUUAGUUUGAUGUCCUAACAGGGUUGUUUGAAAGUUUUUUUUCUUUUUCUUUUAGGGAAUUAGUGCAAAAAUAUCAUGUUGUUCAUAUCACAGUCCUCUGUACUGAUGGAGUCUAAAAAUGCACUGCUCCUGUUUAACGUUUAGGUUUUUAUACUAAAUGUAGUUCAUAACAAAACUAGUUAACAGAAAAGGUGAGUAUGAAUAUCAUCCUUUGAUAAAAUUUUACAUCUAAUAGGUCAAAAAAAAAAAAGUCACCAUAGGAGGAAAUGUAACAUUCACAGUACAGCUAAUCCUUUAAGCAUGUGUCACAUCAGGGAACCUAUAAAAAACCACCAGGUCAGAGCUGCUGUAUUUAAGAUGUGUUGAUUGGUUUGGUUUCAGAUUAUUGAGCAAGAACUGGAUUACACCAUAAAAGUUGCCAAUACAGCCUGACUGACGUAUGAAGAUGCAGAUGUCACCAUAGGAACAGUGGUUUUAUAACCUUAAAAAUGAGCCAUAAUGUAAGUCAGUGUGCACAGGCGUGUACCAUAUUUACUCCCCUGUACUUAGACAAAUAGCGCUGCACUCCUGAGCUUCAUAUUGUUCUGUAAUAACACUUUUCUGGCCUUUACUCUGCACCAUAACAUAAUCAAGAGAUUGUGACCAUAUUUCACAUUUUGUGCCACCUAUUAAACUCCAGGAAACAGGAAACAAAUGGCAUAUUAGUUCUGUUAUGAAAUACAUUAAUUUUGAAAAUAAUUGUUAACAAUAAUAGAGGUGCAUUUCUUCAUUCUAUGAGUGUGGAGAGAUUUACUUUGGAGCCUGUCUCAGAAAUUCGAAGUGUCUAUUAGCAGAGUUGGACAAAAGUUUGUUUGUUUUUUUGUUUUUUGUUUUUUGGGGGGGUACAGGGUAAAGGGUACAGGACCUAUUUCACUAAAUGAAGAGUGUAUAAAUGUUUUAACAGACAAUAGCUGUGCAUUGUGAAAUGCAUAUGUAGUAUAUAUACAUACAAGUGAGAAUAUUUGAGUAGGAGGUGCAUGUUGUUGUUUUUAAUGGAUGGGCUGGAUGGUUAUUUGUAUGAGCUGUUUGUCUGAUUUGAAAACCCAUCUGUCCUGCAGUUCAAGUACUUGGAGGUACCCAGUGGAGCUAAAGGUUUCAGAUGUUAAGCCCACGGCCUGCUUCACAUUGUAUUAACUUUCAUUCAAUGCGUACAAUGUGCAACAUGCACUCACUAGAAAGGCAUGUGAUUCAAUGUGAGCACUGGUGCAGCACAGUCCUGCCAUCUCCACCAACCCCCAGGUAUCCUGUUAUGUCUUUGUAGAUGAUAUUUGUCUUUUUUUUUCUUUUUUUUUGGCAGAAUGUUUUUAAGCAUGUUAAAUGUUAAAUUGUGAGUCUUUAUUUUUCUCUCUCUCUGAGGCUAAGUAAAGGGACUUGUUUGUGUAUUCAGUACAGACCUGUAAGUCAUGCAUUCACAGAUGUGCUGAGGCAUGCAAAAAAAAAAAAUAGCUUCAUCACAUGAAUUAUUUAUUUUGUAUUAUUUAUAACUUAAUUUAUUUGUAGAGUUCUUGCUAGAUUAUACUUUGCAUUCUGCACUCAACUGUUUGAGAUGUUCUGUAGUAUCCAAUCGCUAAACUGUCCCAGCUUUUUCAAUGACAGCGUGUUUACAGUGCACAGUGUACAAAGCUUGAGAUGAUUCCUCGAGAGGAAAGUUAAACAUUCCAGUGUAAAACCUCUUCUCAUGUCCACAUGACUUUGGUGGGAAGUUUGUUUAUCUUUUGAUACUGGUUAUGUAACUUUUAAGACUAGGUUGAGCAUGGAUAGAACAGUUUUUUUCUUUUUUUUUUUUGUUAUUUUUGACCACUGUCAACACCAUGAAGUCUCACUGAAGGUUUUUAAGCACUGUACUUGGGCGUUUGAAUGUACAGUUUCUAUAAAGACGGUCUUUUUUUUUUUUUUUUUUUUUUUUUUUUUAAGAGGUCUUGAUGAUUCGUUUGAAGCCAAAAAGAUUGCUUGUUCGACUUGUGCUAUCAGACCUGUCCGGUAGCUUUUCUACCCUGUGCAGCAGCUCCAAACAUAGAAAGUGUUUUGGGAAUAAACUGAAUAUGCUGAGCACUUAAUUAAAAAGUGAUUCUUACCACGUUGGUUCACAUUUGACUUAUUUUUGUUACUUUAUUUAUUGUCUUGCUACAGCUGUAAACUUGCUAAUAACUUAGGAACACGCAUCCUCCUGUUCAACCUUCCUCCUCUUCUUUCCUUACCCUGUUACAUAUAACCCAUGUAAAUAGGAACCUUCUGCCCAUCAGGCAUUAGUUAUGUGAAUUGUGCUGUAAGUGUGUAAUUGCCGGGUUUGCUAAAAUGAGGAAUCAAUAAACAACUUCUCAAAGUUGGA